AUGAAUGACAGAUCGGUUCAGGGCCAUUUUACGAAGCACGGCUUGGGGGAGGUCAACGCGACACUUCUCGGCGAGCUCCACCAGGUAGAUCAUCACGUCGCUCAGCUCCUGUGCCAGCUGUUCCCGUUCCGUCUCGGUCCAGUCCGGCAGGCCCUCGGCCACCUCCCCGCGCCACUGGAAGAGCUCCGACACCUCGCCCACCUCGCCGACCAUGGCCAGGAGCAGGUUGCGGGGCUGGUGGAACUGAUUCCAGUCCCUCUCGUCCGUGAACUCCGCCUGCAUCCGCCUGAUGUCUUCUACGGUGGGCUCGGGGCUGAAGGUGAACCUCUCCACCCCGGUUCCUCCGUUCUGCAGCUUGGAGCGACACGGUGCCUCCGUCGCUGCUCCGUUCACCACCGUGCUCCCCAGCAGCUGGUUGGAGUGGUGGGUUUGGAAGUCCAUGCCCAGAUUAACUCCAAAACCAAGCUGUUCUCCGGCUCGCCGGUUGGCUUCUCAGCACCUCCGAACUCCCUGGUGUCUCCCUUUGAUGCAUCCUUACCAGGCACAUUACCCGUCCUGAACAAACGAUGUGUCGAGGCAGCAGUGAUGACAGGAUUGGCUCUCAACUGCACCAUAAACAAGAAAUCACUUUUUGACAGGAAACACUACUUCUACGCCGACCUCCCUGCUGGAUACCAGAUCACGCAGCUACGGCGGCCCAUCGCAGUAGACGGAAUGCUGACCUACAGCCUCCUCGGAGGAAAGAAGAGGAGCCAGGUUAUCAGGAAAACUGUCACCAUCAAACAGAUUCAGCUGGAGCAGGACAGUGGCAAGAGUCUCCACGAUGACCUCCGCAGCCAGACACUCAUCGACCUCAACAGAGCGGGUGUAGGUCUAAUGGAGCUGGUGAUGGAGCCAGACAUGAGCUGUGGAGAGGAGGCUGCUGCAGCUGUCAGAGAGCUUCAGCUCAUCCUGCAAGCCCUGGGCACCUGUCAAGCCAACAUGUCUGGUAUGGAGAGAUAUCUCUCUCUC
This is a messenger RNA of Anarrhichthys ocellatus (wolf-eel), 1011 nucleotides long. RefSeq names its product glutamyl-tRNA(Gln) amidotransferase, subunit B (gene gatb). The annotation marks the transcript as partial. The transcript has 6 exons. Gene Ontology annotation, molecular function: glutaminyl-tRNA synthase (glutamine-hydrolyzing) activity. NCBI's taxonomy places the organism in Eukaryota, Metazoa, Chordata, Actinopteri, Perciformes, Anarhichadidae. Gene Ontology annotation, biological process: glutaminyl-tRNAGln biosynthesis via transamidation; mitochondrial translation. Gene Ontology annotation, cellular component: glutamyl-tRNA(Gln) amidotransferase complex; mitochondrion. The record is from RefSeq and is a predicted model, not a curated record.